AUGGGGCAUAACGGGAGCUGGAGCUCCCGAAACGCCAGCGAGCCGCGCGACGGGUCGGGCGCAGAGGCGGAGGGCGCGAACCGCAGCGCGCUGGGGGAGCUCGGCGAGGCGCAGCUGUACCGCCAGUUCACCACCACCGUGCAGGUUGUCAUCUUCAUAGGCUCGCUGCUCGGAAACUUCAUGGUGUUAUGGUCAACUUGCCGCACAACUGUGUUCAAAUCUGUCACCAACAGAUUCAUUAAAAACCUGGCCUGCUCGGGAAUUUGUGCCAGUCUGGUCUGCGUGCCCUUCGACAUCAUCCUCAGCACCAGUCCUCACUGCUGCUGGUGGAUCUACACCAUGUUCUUCUGCAAGGUCGUCAAAUUUUUGCACAAAGUCUUCUGCUCUGUGACUAUCCUCAGCUUCCCUGCCAUUGCUUUGGACAGGUACUACUCAGUCCUCUAUCCACUGGAGAGAAAAAUAUCUGAUGCCAAGUCCCGUGAACUGGUGAUGUACAUCUGGGCCCAUGCAGUGCUGGCCAGUGUCCCUGUGUUUGCAGUGACCAAUGUGACUGACAUCUAUGCCAUGUCCACCUGCACGGAAGUCUGGAGCAACUCCUUGGGCCACCUGGUGUACGUUCUUGUCUAUAACAUCACCACAGUCAUCGUGCCUGUGGCUGUGGUGUUCUUCUUCUUGAUACUGAUCCGACGGGCCCUGAGUGCCAGCCAGAAGAAGAAGGUUGUUAUAGCAGCACUCCGGACCCCACAGAACACCAUCUCUAUCCCCUAUGCCUCCCAGCGGGAGGCCGAGCUGCAUGCUACCCUGCUCUCCAUGGUGAUGGUCUUCAUCUUGUGUAGCGUGCCCUAUGCCACCCUGGUUGUCUACCAGACUGUGCUCAAUGUCCCUGACACUUCUGUCUUCUUGCUGCUCACUGCCAUUUGGCUUCCCAAAGUCUCUCUGCUGGCGAACCCUGUCCUCUUUCUUACUGUGAACAAAUCUGUCCGCAAGUGCUUGAUAGGGACCGUGGUGCAGCUGCAUCACCGGUACAGUCGCCGUAAUGUGGUUAGUAUAGGGAGUGGGAUGGCUGACACCAGCCUGGAACCCAGCAUGCGCUCUGGCAGCCAGCUCCUAGAGAUGUUCCACAUUGGGCAGCAGCAGAUCUUUAAGCCCACAGAGGAUGAGGAAGAGAGUGAAGCCAAGUACAUUGGCUCAGUUGACUUCCAGGCCAAGGAGAUACUUCCCACCUGCCUGGAGGGAGAGCAGGGGCCACAGUUUGUGCCCCCUGCACCACCCCUGGGCACAGUGGACUCUAUAUCCCAGGUGGCACCAGCAGCCCCUGUGGAACCUGAGACAUUCCCUGACAAAUAUUCCCUGCAAUUUGGCUUUGGGCCUUUCGAGUUGCCUCCUCAGUGGCUCUCGGAGACCCGUAACAGCAAGAAGAGGCUGCUUCCCCCGUUGGGUAACACCCCAGAAGAGCUAAUCCAGACAAAGAUGCCCAGGGUAGGCAGGGUGGAGCGGAAGAUGAGCAGAAACAAUAAAGUGAGCAUUUUUCCAAAGGUGGAUUCCUAG
Molecule: messenger RNA, 1548 nt
Organism: Cynocephalus volans (Philippine flying lemur)
Lineage: Eukaryota; Metazoa; Chordata; Mammalia; Dermoptera; Cynocephalidae
Gene: GPR176
Product: G protein-coupled receptor 176
Exons: 3
Coding region: 1-1548 (515 amino acids)
Biological process (GO): G protein-coupled receptor signaling pathway
Cellular component (GO): plasma membrane
Molecular function (GO): G protein-coupled receptor activity
Source: RefSeq, a predicted model, not a curated record